GCCUCAUUCAAACACGCACAAACAACUCUCGCUGUACCCCCAUCCCGCCGCUGUGCCAAGAUGUCGCAGAGUUCUUCGUCGGCUAGUCGGAGCCGGCCACCUCCUCCCCCGCUGCCAUUGAUCAUGUGCCCAAGCUGCCCAGGGACGAGGACCAGGUGGUAUGUGUCCGGGACAGAUCGCAACCCGGGCAUCCGGUUCUACAAGUGCCCAAACCAGGCAUACGGAGGCCCUUGCCGUUUUUGGCUGUGGGAGGACCAAUACGCGUACUACAUCAUCGGUGUUGGCAUCAACCUUCUCAUCGAGGCCGCCGGUGGUGGAAGCAACGUCAUGUUUGAAAUGGGUCGCGCCAUCGACGAAAUACGCACCGCAGCUAGGAACACCAUGACGAUAUGCAUGCUAAUGCUUUUCGUCCUGCUUGCCAAGGCGGCCGGCUGGCAGUAAAAACCCGUGUGGCGUACCACCAGCAACGAAGCCGGAACAACUGCUUGCCAACGAAGCCGUGACAGUAUUGUUUAUUAUUUGUAGCACGUAUGUAUCCAGAGUGCAGUGCUAUGUACGGACCGUCCCUACGUACGUCAAAAAAGGUACCGUGGCGAGCCCACCAGGUGCGACUUAUGGCGCUGUAUUCGGAUGUAUCGAGCUAUGUAUUCACGCUUUAUUGGCUUUGACGCUUUCUUCGCACA
This is a messenger RNA of Triticum aestivum (bread wheat), 683 nucleotides long. RefSeq lists its product as uncharacterized. The coding region runs from base 61 to 441 and encodes 126 amino acids. The transcript has 2 exons. Gene Ontology annotation, molecular function: zinc ion binding. Lineage: Eukaryota; Viridiplantae; Streptophyta; Magnoliopsida; Poales; Poaceae. The record is from RefSeq and is a predicted model, not a curated record.